UCUCUCUGGAGGCAGUUUUUGACUUGACCACAUGAGUGAAACAUUUUGAGGAUGAUCCCUCGUGCAGAAAUCAAAAUCAACAUGGUUGGUUGAGUUCUUAGCGAUUGCUAUUGUUACACUAUUUCAGUAUUUCCACGCAAAGUAAAGACUUGGACUUGGACUUAGAAAAGUCCGUUUGGAAAUUGUGGCAACCAUGAUUAUGACGUAAGAACUUGGUCGUGGUCAAACUAAGCAACUGGUCUGCAUUCUAUUCUAUAUCCAUGAAAAAUCUGCAGAAGUACUAAUGCAUCAAAAGUGAGCGCUUCAUCCAUUGCGGUUCAUCCAAAGAUGAAACCAAUGUCAUUAGACAUCCUGAUCAUUUUCCUACUGUUCCUCUUCUCACUGAAAUGCAACGCAAAAACAGAAGCAGAAGCACUUCUGACAUGGAAGUCUAGCUUGUUCAAUAUUCCUCAAUCUCUGAGCUCAUGGAGCCUGACCAACGCCACCAACCACUGCCAUUGGUUUGGCAUCACCUGCAACUCGGCUGGUGGCAUAGUUGAGCUCAACUUGCCAAACUGCAGCCUUAGUGGCACUCUUGACGAGCUAGACUUUACCUCUCUAUCAAAUCUCACCAAACUGAACCUCAGCAAAAACAUGCUGUUUGGUUCAAUCCCUCAAAAGUUCUCCGCUCUCUCCAAGCUCAUUUCACUGGAAAUGGGCUACAAUCAUUUCGAAACUUCAAACUUCUCCGAGUUCAAAACAAUGCCAACAUUGACAUACCUUUCACUCCGAUCAAACAACUUUCCGGUAAUGGAAUUCCCAUCCUUCAUACUCAACUGCACCAAUCUAACUGUCCUUGAUCUAUCAGUUAAUGAGUUCAAGGGAACAAUACCUGAUUCCCUUGGAACCAAUCUGGUUAAACUUCAGUACCUGAAUCUCUCCUUCAACUCAUUCUCUGGGUUGAUACCUUCAAGUAUACACAAUCUUGUUCAUCUCCGAAAAAUGAUCCUCAUUCAUAAUCAAUUAAGCGGCCUUAUCCCUGCGGAGAUAGGAAACAUGACUUCACUAGAGCAGUUAGACAUGAACGGUAACUCUUUGGAGGGGAAGCUACCAAGCACCAUGUCCCAGCUUGAGAACCUAAUGUAUCUAGAUUUAUCCUACAAUUACAAUUUAACUGGUAGCAUCCCUACGGGUCUUGGCAAGGGGGGUCUACUCCAUUUUGCCAACUUCUCAGGCAACGGGUUCUCUGGGGAGCUGCCGGAGUCUCUGUGUAGUGGAUUCAAGCUAGAGUACCUUGAUGUGGGCUAUAAUAACUUCGAUGGAGCACUGCCAUCUUGGUUGCGCAACUGCACCGAAUUAAAACAAAUAGUUUUGAGUGGCAACUAUUUCAGUGGGAGCCUGCCAACGGACUGGGGACACUGCACCAGCUUGACGUCCUUCAUUAUUGAUGCCAAUAAUAUAUCUGGUGUGAUUCCAAAGGAAUUUGGUAACAUGACAAACCUGCACUACCUCAGCUUAGCUUCAAACUCCCUGAUAGGGGUGAUUCCAAAGGAACUUGGUAACUUGACAAGCCUGCAACAGCUGAGCUUAGAUUUGAACUUCCUGACAGGGGAGAUUCCAAAGGAAUUUGGCAACAUGACAAGCCUGCAACACAUGAACUUGGCUUCAAACUCUCUGACAGGGGAGAUUCCGAAGGAGUUGGGUAACAUGACAAGUCUUCAAGAGCUGAGCUUAGCUUCAAACUCUCUGACAGGGGAGAUUCCAAAGGAGUUGGGUAGUAUGACAAGCCUUCAAGACCUGAGCUUAGCUUCAAACUCCCUAAGAGGGGAGAUUCCAAAGGAGUUUGGUAACAUGGCAAGCCUGCAAAACCUGAGCUUAGCUUCAAACUUUCUGACAGGAAUGAUUCCAAAGGAGUUUGGUAAAUUGACAAGUCUGCAACACCUGAACUUAGCUUCAAACUCGCUGGAAGGGAAUAUUUCAAAGGAAUUUGGUAACAUAACAAGCCUGCAAGACUUGAGUUUGGCUUCAAACUUCCUGACAGGGGAGAUACCAGAUGAGUUGGGAAACUUGAGCUCGUUACAGAGUCUCGAUCUCAGCAACAAUAGUUUAUUUGGCCAUAUCACAUGAAUUAGCCGCAUGAAUCAGCUCUCUUAUCUCUUUUUGUCAGGAAACAAAUUAUCAGGACAAAUCGCAUUAGCGUUGGGACAAUCCAGCGGGUUAUUAGAACUUGACCUUAGCCAUAACUUGUUAGAGGGUCAUAUACCUUCAACAAUUGGUGGCAUGAUCAACCUGGUGAAUCUUAACUUGUCUGCAAACAAACUCUCUGGUGAGCUAUCAGAGAAUCUUGGUGAGCUCGAUAACUUACUGCUGUUGGAUUUGAGCAGCAAUGAAUUAUCUGGAUCAAUACCCUCCA
This is a messenger RNA of Dioscorea cayenensis subsp. rotundata (Guinea yam), 2392 nucleotides long. Its product is annotated as probable LRR receptor-like serine/threonine-protein kinase At4g36180. The transcript has a single exon. Gene Ontology annotation, molecular function: protein binding. The record is from RefSeq and is a predicted model, not a curated record. NCBI's taxonomy places the organism in Eukaryota, Viridiplantae, Streptophyta, Magnoliopsida, Dioscoreales, Dioscoreaceae. The coding region runs from base 328 to 2106 and encodes 592 amino acids.